Messenger RNA from Triticum aestivum (bread wheat), 2141 nucleotides. RefSeq lists its product as uncharacterized. The transcript is spliced from 2 exons. The record is from RefSeq and is a predicted model, not a curated record. Gene Ontology annotation, molecular function: protein binding. Bases 131 to 1459 code for a protein of 442 amino acids. NCBI's taxonomy places the organism in Eukaryota, Viridiplantae, Streptophyta, Magnoliopsida, Poales, Poaceae.
UUCUGUCGGAUCUCGGACGAGAGCCUGCAAACCCUAGUCCCACUCGCUUCACUCUUCUUCCCCGCGGCAGGCCCCAAAUCCAGUUCCCCUCUCCCAUUCCCACCGCCGGCCGGCCGCCACAUCCGCGCCAAUGGCCACGCCACCCACCGCCGACGAGCCUCCCCCUCCGCCUAAUCCUGACGGAGACGCCCCCUCCCCGCCCACGGACGCCGAAUCCCCCCCGCCGCUCCCGGAGGCCGACGCCCCUGCCGCGCCGCCCCCGGACGCCGACGCCGACGCCCCGCCUCUGCAGCAGCCGCACCUCCCGGACGGCAUCCUGGAGGACAUCUUCCUGCGGCUCACGACGGCGGGGGACGUCGCGCGGGCGUCGGCCGCCUGCGCCUCCUUCCGGGCCAUCACGUCCGCGCUCCCGUUCCGGCGCCGAUUCCGCGCGCUCCACAGGGCCCCGGUCCUCGGCUUCCUCCGGGAGGACUUCUACGCCGCCCGCCCGCCGCACCCCUCCGCCCCGGCCGCGCGCGCCCUCGCGCGGGCCGCCGACUUCACCUUCUCCUUCCUCCCCGACGACGCCGCCUGCUGGAGCCCCCGCGACGCGCGUGACGGCCGCGUGCUCUUCUCCGCGGUCCCCAGCUCCCACGGCCGCGGCAGCUUCGCCGACGCUACCUCCACCACCUUUGUUGACCUCGUCGUCGCCGACCCGCUCUUCCGCCGCUGCGUCCGCGUCCCGCCCGUCCCCGACGACCUGGCGGCCCCCGUCCUGCGGUGGGGCAUGCUCGACUUCGAGCCCUUCCUUGCGCCGGCCAGCGCCGAGGACCUGCGCGACGACGGCGUGCCCUUUAGGGUCAUCGGCAAGGUGCUGUGCGAGGACAGGGUCGCCGUGUUCGUCUUCUCCUCGCAUACCGGCGAGUGGCGCAGCUACGGCUCAAGCGAGUUGUCCAACGACUUCGCGCUGGACGCCUUGUACGAGCGGCGCCACUACGUGCAGGGCUGCUUCUGCUGGCUGUUGGAGUGGAUGGAGAAGCUGCUCAUGCUUGACGCCGGCACGAUGGAGUUCUCCAUUGUCGACCUCCCGCCUGGCAACGACGAGAGGCGGUUCGCCAUUCUGGAGGCAGGGCAGGGCAGGAUUGGGCUGCUCAAUAUUGGUAGAAACACAUUGGACUUGUACUACAAGACCUGGCCAGGCAAACGCAAUGAAGAGUGGCAACACGAAACGAAAGAUCACCCAUUGCCCGACUAUCACUGGCGCAUCAUAGGUUCUGAUGAGGAGUACUUGCUCCUGAGAGGGAUUUCACUUGAUUGGCCCUGGUUCGGGAGCGCUUCAUCAGAGAGUCCGGAUAUUGAGUAUUUUGCACUGGAGCUCAAGGCAUUGCAACUCGAGAGGAUGUAUGUGUCCAAGCACAAAAUGUUGCAUGCUCACCUGUACAGGGGCCACCCGCCGCAGAUCUCGGCACCAACUCUAUGAACUGGUUACAUAUCCUUGGUCCUUGAAUGUGGAGAAGUGGCUACAAAACUGUGAACAGAGCACACUGAAGGACAAAACGUUAGAGCACAUUGAAGGUUACAUAUCCUUCGUCCUGUGUAUUGCCGCUGGAGAAGUGGUGAAUGAGUUGGUAUGGUUCUCUGACGGCAAGAAGCAUGUCAGUGGAGGGCGCAAGUUUGCCGGUAGCGGCAGAUGGUGGAAGGCAGGAUGGCUGCUGCGAAGGGAUGCCCAACCUUAUGUGCCAGUUGGGCGUUAUCGGGUGCCAGCGAUCUUUCUUGAGCUGCGUCUUGACCCACAGUUUGUCUACAUCGACUUACGUUGGCUGUGUUUGCUGGCUUAAGGCCAUUCUAUAUAUUCUUGCACCCCAAAGCAUGUUUUGGAGAGUCCGCUUUGGCGCCGAAGUUUGUUGUAAUUUGCAGGAUACUAGAUCCAACUUGAUAAGUGUGGCAACCCUAGUUUUCCCCCCACUGCUGGCAGCAUGUGAGACCAGCUCAGCUGAUGAGCUAACAUUGAGAGAGUUUAUGGCCAGUUCAGUGGGUGGUGGCUCUGGUUUGCGUGUAUGCAUGUAUUAGAGUAUGUAUUAUGUAUGUAGCCUGGAUGGCCUUGUUGUAUCUUUUUGUUGUUGUUGAGAAACAGCCUUGUUGUAUCUUUUUGUUGUUGUUGU